Molecule: messenger RNA, 1654 nt
Organism: Symsagittifera roscoffensis
Lineage: Eukaryota; Metazoa; Xenacoelomorpha; Acoela; Convolutidae
Product: probable serine/threonine-protein kinase mkcB
Exons: 8
Coding region: 161-1033 (290 amino acids)
Source: RefSeq, a predicted model, not a curated record
GAACAAGAAAGCUCGAUUAUUUUCGCUCUGUUAUUUUCUAUCGCAGCUGCGUUUUGAAACACAGCAAUUUUGUGGAGAUAUUGAUAACUAAUCGACUACCCCUUCAGGAGCUUGCGCGGCCGAUAACUCACCCCAUCAGUAUGACUCAACUGACUCGACAAUGACCUUUGGAGGUCUUGUCGAGGCAUGCAGCUACACCGUAGCCUACUAUGCUGUCUGCGAGGCUGAAAACAACGAAGUGUCAGCCCAAGUUGACGUUACCACUGUUUUCACAACUGCUGCAGAACCAACAAAUCCUCCACCUGCGAUAACAACCUCUGCUUCUAUUAUCACAUCUACUGUGCAACCCAUCACAACCACCAGUGCUCAACUUAUCACUUCUACACUGCAGCCAGUACCAUCAGCAACAAAUACUAAUGGUCCAGUGGGAACUACUCAAACUCAAAUAACGACUCAAAAUAGUCGCGCGGAUGCGAUUUCUACAACCACAUUGCCAUCACGGGGUCAAACUUUUUCUGAGAUAUUGUCUAGUUUUGACCGAGCCACGACUAGUUUUGUAUCUCGACAAACAACUUCUUCGACACCUCGACCGUUAACGUCAACUCGAAGUGAAAAUGUGCCCCUGGGACCGUCGGAUGAAGAAGAAAAAACAGAAGAAGAGGAAGCAGACGGAAGUGGAAGCAACAGCAGCAAUACGAUUCUUCUCCUGAUAAUUCUUGUGCUCGGAGUGGCCGCAUUGGCGCUUCUUCUUUUCAUCAUCUAUGCGCUCAUCAAGAAAAAACCCUUCAUGCCAGGAUCCAGAAGACCAGAUGUGGGUGCUGAAUUAGACUGGUUUGCGGGCUCUCCAUACUUUAUAUCUAAUCCCCUGCCAAACCAAAACCCUCCUGAAUACAGUGCGCGCUACACUAAGAAAAACAGCUUGGUUCAUCUUGACUUGAUCAACAACAACAACAACAACAACAACAACAACAACAAUUUCAAUGGAGAUGGAACACCUCCACCCCCCUACGACAAUCCCAUAACCUAUCGAUGAGAAAAGGGGGCUAGGGUUGAGAGAAAAAUCACAAAAACUGCAUCGGAAAGGGCUUUUUUAGCCCAGCUGAAUCAAAUUUUACCUUUGCUAACGUAAAAAUUCCUCUAUGUUGCUGGAAAUGUUCAUUAACUAUAUAUCAUUUAUCUGACAGACGGAACAACAAUCCAUAAACAUCUCCCGAUCAAAUGAUUAAUUUCAUCCAAAAAGAUUUACAAAGUAAAGUUGCGAGAGGAGAAUUCAACUUCAGAAAAACUCGAGACGUCAGAUGAUUGAUUUUAUUGAUUUGUCUUAACCCUUUUCAAAUACAGCUCAGCUACUUACCAAACUUACUCAUUAGAUUUAAUUGAGAUCAAACCGAUUACUUUCUGACUUGCUGAGCUUAUUAAAACCUACCAUAUACUAAAUUACGGCAGUCAUUUUCUGCUGAACAACUCUAUAAAUGUAUUGUUUUUUUUAAUUGACAAGCCAAUUUUUUUGAAUUGGUUGACAUUAUGAAGCCAAAAGCAUCGACAAAAACUUCCAAUAACUUUAACAAAAAACUUUUGUGCACGGCACGGCUGGUGUGAGCACAGAAGUUUUUGUCAAAAUUGUUGAUUAUUUUUGUCGAUGUUUUUGGCUUUU